GUAGCCUCUGUCUUGACCCAAAAAUAACUAAAAAUGGUUUCUCCCACCAUAUCUUCUAGCAGUGCUUUUUGCUUCUGCCCGCAAUCACUAGCAAGAAACAGACCUGCCCCCAAGCAAAAUAUUUCCAUAAACCCCAAGGAAAAAACUAAUCAAAACAGAAAACUGAACAUAAAAGAUGCUCCAGCCCCGUCUUCAGCAGUCCAAGGUGGCGGUGAAGCCACCACCUACACUUCCCUUCCUCCUAAAGAUGACUUUUCUGUUCCCCUUCAUAACAAUCCCAUUAGAGAAGUGAAGUUAUCUGACUUAAAGCCCCCUAAAAAACAGAAGGGUUUUGGAGAAAGAUUGGAUUUUGAUGAUAAAAGUGAGGAUGAAAAUGGGAAAUUUGGGUUUGAUUACGAAAAGUUUGAGCUUUAUGAGGGGGGUUCUGAUUCAGAUUACGAAAGUGGUGAUGAUUUUGAUGAUGAGGAUGAUGAAAUAUUGGUUUUUGGAGAUGGUGGGGAUGAAAAUGUGUUUGAAGGAAUGACAGAGAAAGAAAAAGGGGUGCCAGCAGUAAUGAGGUGUUUUGAUAGGGCGAAAAUAUAUGUAAAAGCAGGGGAUGGAGGGAAUGGAGUUGUGGCUUUUAGGAGGGAGAAGUUUGUGCCACUUGGGGGUCCUUCUGGCGGGGAUGGUGGGAGGGGAGGGAACGUGUAUGUAGAAGUGGAUGGUUCGAUGAAUUCUUUAUUGCCAUUUAGGCAGAGUGUGCAUUUUAGGGCAGGAAGGGGAGGGCAUGGGCAUGGGAGGAAGCAGAAUGGAGCAAAGGGUGAGGCUGUGGUGGUGAAGGUCCCACCUGGGACAGUUGUUAAGGAGGCUGCUGGGAAAGGUGGAGUCCAAGGGGAUGUGCUAUUGGAGCUAUUGCAGCCAGGGCAGAGGGCAUUGUUGUUACCUGGAGGGAGAGGUGGGAGAGGGAAUGCAUCAUUUAAAACUGGGAUGAAUAAGGUGCCUAAGAUUGCAGAGAACGGAGAAAAAGGUCCUGAAAUGUGGUUGGAAUUAGAGCUAAAGUUGGUUGCAGAUGUUGGAAUUGUAGGAGCUCCAAAUGCGGGGAAAAGUACAUUUCUCAGUGUUAUUAGUGCUGCUCAGCCAGCUGUUGCAAACUACCCCUUUACCACUUUGCUUCCAAAUCUGGGUGUGGUUUCAUUUGAUUAUGAUGCAACAAUGGUAGUGGCUGAUUUGCCAGGGCUGCUUGAGGGUGCACAUCGAGGUUUUGGAUUAGGCCAUGAAUUUCUUCGGCACACUGAAAGAUGUUCCGUUCUGGUGCACAUGGUUGAUGGCUCAUCGGAGCAACCAGAGUAUGAGUUUGAUGCAGUUCGUCUAGAGUUGGAAAUGUUCAGUCCUGAACUUGCUGAAAAGCCUUAUGUAGUUGCAUUUAAUAAGAUGGAUCUUCCAGAAGCAUGUGAAAAUUGGAUAUCAUUCAGAGAAAAAUUACGUUCUUGUGAGAUUGAACCUUUUUGUAUGAGUGCAGUGAAGAGUGAAGGAACGCAAGAAGUGAUAUGUGCUGCUCAUAGACUUGCUAAGGAAGUAAGAGAAGUCAGUAAAGAAGGUGCAACUGGUUCGGUAAAUUUAAACCAUGUGGCUGAUAUGGUGCAAAAGCAGCAAACUGCUCCAAUAAAUGAAUUUGAGAUCUCCCAUGAUAGUGAUAGCAAUACAUGGCAUGUUACAGGAUCAGGUUUACAACGCUUUGUCCAAAUGACAAACUGGAGAUACAUAGAUUCUGCGAAAAGGUUUCAACAUGUUCUGGAGGCAUGCGGUGUGAAUAAGUCUCUCAUCAGACUUGGUGUGAAGGAAGGUGACACUGUUUUUGUUGGGGAUAUGGAGUUGGUAUGGCACGAUGCUCCUGACAAUGCUGGUCCCUCAAGUGUGAGGAAGUGGGCGGAAGAUUCAGUUAAAUGAUCUUUGUUGAUAUCGUCGACUCAAGCUGUAUCAUUGCUAGGAAAUGCUGGGAAUAGUCGCAGGUAAAUCUGGGGCACUUGUAAAAUAGUGCCAUCAUCUGUAGCUUCGGGCAAUAGUAAGCUCACGCUGUUUAAUGCUUUUCCCUUUAAUGGUUGAUUGGAGGAAUAUGAAAGCAGUAUUCAUUGAUUCUUUUAUCAAUUUGUGUGAGACAGCUAAAGUUCACUCAAGGUGAUGCUUUCUGUGGCUGCCCAUGUACGAAUAGAAGCAGGAUUACAUUCAUAUUAGUGAAUCAUCAUGUAGUUGUAAAUUACAGAUUCAAACCUACAAUGUACUUAAGAGUUUUACACAAAAAGGUAUGCUGAUGCGGAGGCAGAUUUUGCUGCACAUGCUUUUAUUACCAGGGAGCUUGAUGACUUCGCCUUUUAAGCCAUUGUAAGAGUGGAUCAUGGUUCGUGCUAGAUUGCUUGGUUCAUUUCUGAGCUUCGCAUUCAGGUCUGGCCAGAUUGAGAAGUCGUCAAUGUUGUAAAUGUAGUGUUUGGCACUUAAAAAAUCCAGUCUGGAUUUCGAUUUGCCGGUCUCUCCUUGUAUUGUUUGUCGUGUUCAGCUGGAUAUAAUCCAGCUUACUCUAAUAAUUUAAACGAGUCAUCUUUUCUGACUUGAUCACCACCUUGGCCUUAGAUAAUUAGAAAUUGUUCAGAAGAUCUGCUGAAGUAACUCCAAACAAUUUACAAUAUAUCGGUCACACUAGAUACCUGUUGUAACAAAAUGAUAGUUAAGCACUCUUCUUCCUCUCA
This is a messenger RNA of Coffea eugenioides, 2720 nucleotides long. Its product is annotated as GTP-binding protein OBGC, chloroplastic. The transcript is spliced from 7 exons. Gene Ontology annotation, molecular function: GTPase activity; GTP binding; magnesium ion binding. NCBI's taxonomy places the organism in Eukaryota, Viridiplantae, Streptophyta, Magnoliopsida, Gentianales, Rubiaceae. The coding region runs from base 34 to 1926 and encodes 630 amino acids. The record is from RefSeq and is a predicted model, not a curated record. Gene Ontology annotation, cellular component: mitochondrion.